Messenger RNA from Trypanosoma conorhini, 1236 nucleotides. RefSeq names its product calreticulin. Gene Ontology annotation, molecular function: calcium ion binding. Gene Ontology annotation, cellular component: endoplasmic reticulum membrane; endoplasmic reticulum. The record is from RefSeq and is a predicted model, not a curated record. The transcript has a single exon. Lineage: Eukaryota; Euglenozoa; Kinetoplastea; Trypanosomatida; Trypanosomatidae. The coding region runs from base 1 to 1236 and encodes 411 amino acids. Gene Ontology annotation, biological process: protein folding.
AUGCGUGCGGCGCUGCUUGUGUGUGCCCUGCUGGGCCUUGCGGCACUGUCAGCUGUAGAGGCCACGGUGUACUUCCACGAGGAGUUCAGCAGCCUUGAGCGCUGGACCCCCUCCAAGCACCGCGACGACCUCGGCAAGGUGGAGCUGUCGGCCGGCGACUUCUACGCGGACGCGGAGAAGAGCAAGGGGCUGCGGCUGACGGAGGACGCCCGCUUCUACGCCGUUUCGACGGCCCUGCCGACGCCCAUCACGAACGACGGGAAGGACCUCGUGGUCUCCUUCUCGGUGAAGCACGGGCAGGAGCUGAAGUGCGGGGGCGGCUACAUCAAGCUGCUCCCCGCGAUGGACGCGGAGAAGUUCAACGGCGAGACGAAGUACUGGCUGAUGUUCGGCCCGGACCGCUGCGGGGCGAAGAGCAAGGUGCAGAUCAUCCUGCACCGCAACGGCGAGAACCACGAGUGGUCGAAGGAGGUCCGCUUCCCGGUCGACAAGCUGACCCACGUGUACACCCUGCACAUCGCCGCCGACAACACCUACGAGUUCUUCCUCGACGGCGAGUUGAGGGCGAAGGGCGAGCUCGAGGCGGACUGGCACCUCCUGCCGCCGCGCGAGAUCGUCGACCCGGACGACACGAAGCCGGCGGACUGGGUGGACGCGGCGACCAUCGACGACCCGGCGGACACGAAGCCGGCGGACUGGGACGACGAGCCCGCUAUGAUCCCGGACGCCGCGGCGAAGAAGCCGGACGACUGGGACGACGCGGAGGACGGCGAGUGGGAGGCGCCGAUGGUGCCGAACCCGAAGGCGAAGGGUGCCUGGACGCCGCGGAAGAUCCCCAACCCGGCGUACAAGGGCGCGUGGGAGCCGCGGAAGAUCCCCAACCCGGCGUACAAGCCGGACGACAGCCUCUACAAGAUCCCGGAGCCGCUCGCACACGUUGGCAUCGAGCUCUGGCAGGUGGAGUCCGGCAGCAUCUUCAAGGACAUCGUGCUGGGCGACGACGUGGCGGAGGUGCUGGAUCUGGUGAAGAAGACGUACGGCAGCCUGAAGCAGGCGGAGGCGGAGGCGCUCAAUGCCUUUGAGGGGAAGCAGAAGGAGGCGGAGAAGCAGAAGGAGGCGGAGGAGCAGAAGGAGGCGGAGGCAGCGGAGAACGAGGUGGAGGCGGAGGCGGCGGCGAUGGAAGACGAAGAAGCGGAGAAGAAGGCGGACGCCGACGGCGACAAGGAGGACUUGUAA